UUUUAACCAAAGCUGCGAGUCUUUUCUUGGCAGUUUCUGAGGCCUAAAGGUAUGGGCAGCUUACAGUAUUUCUGAGGAGGGUGGAGAUGAUGACACUUCCCACUGACCUGAAGUCCUGGCUCCCCCUUCCUGUAUCAAUUGUGUUAUACCACAUAAAUCUCUAGUUCUGAUAGCAGUUGCUUCUUUCGCGUGUUGGAAAUCUGAGCUACUAGUUGUUUCAUUGUCAGGUCCCACAUGCUCCUCAUGUAACCCCUUGCCUUGGGAUUACAGUCAUAGUACCAUUCUAGGAUUCCCGUUUGUCUAUCUGCUGCCUGCCUGCUUGCUUGCUCUAUGUGAAGUGAAAGUGGGGCCUUUAAAAUGUAAACAUGAACCUUAAGUAAAGUGUUAGGUCAGAAAGGAGAGCAUGCGCACCUACCACGAAAAAAAGAUCAUCCCUCUGAGGAUUAUGUUUUCAUCUGGGAUUACAGAUGGCAAUAUGAAGAACAGGGCAGACGCUGAGGUCUUAAUGGCAAUAGGUUUAUACUAAGGACUAAACUAUUAAAACCGUUCUUCCACUUCAUAUCCAGUACACACUGAGAGAAGCAUCAUUCGUUAUUUUUUGAUGGCAGCUGCUGGGAUGGAUUCAAAAUCUAAACCCUCUGAUGCUGUGCUGGAAUCCCCAGAACUAGAGCAGAUUCUGGACAUAAUGAGUUACUCACAGCGUGGACGAAUGGACGGACAGUGUUGCACUCUAAGUCCUGCUAAAAUAGAGACGACAUCUGCAGGGUCAAAAGAUGAGAGAUCAUCCCAUACUUCAGAUAAUAAACAGGGACAAUAUGUCAACUCGCAUUUAUCGUUGCCUGGAUUUAAUUACCAAGAAAGUGGACGUAAUGAUCAUCAUGUCUCUGCACCUCAUAUCUCAGUGACUGAGAGUACUCCAGAUAGAAACAGGAAGCAUCUGUCAGUUCCAGUUGACCAAUUACAGAUUCCUUCUCAACGCGAACGCUCAAAUUCUAUAAAGUCAGAAUCAUCUGCUGAACAGCAAAAGUUCAUGGAGAUGAUUGCCUAUGGACAGCGUGGACGCAUGGAGGACCAGUGCUGCUCAUUGGAUCCAAGCAAGAGUGCUCCUUGCACACCCAGAUACACAGAGAAAACAACUGUUGCAAUGACAGAUCCUGAAAUGUUCUUCAAUCUGUUGGCCGACACUCAGAGCCGACGGCUCGAUGACCAGCGAGUGUCGCUUCCAUCAUUACCAGGCUUACAAAAUGAAAAGGACACUGCUAUGGGAGAUUCAAGCUACUUGUGUUACAUGGUCUCUAAAGUUCAAGGCUCCAGAAUGGAUGAUCAAAGGUGUUCAUUACCUCAAAUCCUACCCCCAGAGACACCGUGUUCAUCAAACAAGGAUCAGUCUGAAUCCGGUUUAAACCCAUUACGCUCAGCCUCCUUCAGCUCCAGUUCAGACAUAAAGCAACUAAAAAGUGAGGAUAAAAAUCCUCAAAAACAGUUCUUGACUCCAGCUGAACAGGAAGAUCUUUUUACCUUAAUUAGUAAUUCCCACCAUGGCCGGAUGGAUGAACAGCGAUGUGUCCUAAAUGCUACACCCCAGUCCACACCUAAGCACCAUUUCAGUCAAAGUGAAAUCCCCCAAGAUUCUGAUAAUUUCUUCAGCUUACUGGCCAACUCACAGGGCCGACGGCUGGACGACCAGAGAGUGUCUCUUCCUUCACUACCUGGAAUACAGAAUGGAGGUACCACAUUAACACCCACUGCUGCUGAGACGGAUGCAAGCUACUUGUGUUAUCUGGUUUCCAAAGUCCAGGGCUCAAGGAUGGAUGAACAGAGAUGUUCUGCACCCCACAUCUUCCAGAAUCUGGGUACCCCAUCAGCUCAGCACACAUCUGGUAAACCUCCUUGGAGGUCUGCCUCAUUAAACCGUGACAAAACUGAACAGCGUGGGCAGGGAAUAUCCGCAGCUGAGGAGGAGCAGUUCCUUAAAAUGAUAAGUCGAAUACAAAGUGGACGCAUGGAAGAGCAACGCUGCUUUUUACAACCCAGCAGAAGCACACCUUCCUCACCUACACACAAUGGCAGUGCUUUGAAUAAAGUACCCAUAGGUGCAGAAGCAGAGGCGUUCUUCAAAAUCAUCACCUCCAGUCAGUCGCGACGACUAGAUGAUCAGCGCGUUGCACUUCCUACCUUGCCAGGGAUAAGUGGAAAUUCUGAAGGAAAAGUAGACAUACAACGACAUACAACAGCUGAAAUCCCAGUCUCUCCACUACCACAGAUCACAGUGGCUAAAUGUACACCUACAACUUCAAAAAAGUGUCCUACACCUGCCUCACAACCUCAAAUGGCAUAUGGAAAGCCUGGUUCCACUGAGGCCUUACCCAAAUCUGCUUCACUUAUUCCCAAGGGAGAAUUUAAGAAGAAGUCUAAUUUCCCAGCUAAGGUAACAGUGAGUGUAUCUGUGAGCUUCACACCUCAGGAGAAGAAUGCCAAUGAGCCAGAUGCAUUUCCAGAUGUCUAUCUAACUCUUGGAGCCCCAGGGGACAACCUUGUGAUACCUCUGAGUCCAGUAUGUGGCAGGCCCUUGUCCUUUGACUUAAACCUUGUUAUGAAGGAAGAUGUUAAGUUCAGGCAUUGCUCUCCAAGCCAUUCCAGUCCCAGAAAAAACAACUCCAGGCCACCAUCUCCCAACAAAGGUGCGACUGGUAAAGCACAUCCUACAUGCUCACAUGAACAGGGGAAGCUUGUGACCAGCCACAUCAGUGCAGAUGUAAACUCCUUCUCCCCAACUGAAAAGACUCACCUGGAGAAAGGAAUUGCUCAAGAAGGACAAAAGGGGAAAGGAGAACUUGGAAAGGUGAGGGAAAAGGCACAGCAUGGAAAAGGAAAGGGCGCUGUAAAGAAAGACAUGAAGAAGAAUGGCAAAUAAUGUACUUGUAAAUUAUGGGAUUUAAAUGUAAAAAAAAUAAGUAGCAAAAAAAUUGUAUUUGUAUUGCUAAAAGCUCUUAUUAGAAAUUAUGUUGAUUCUGCUUUAUAGGGUCAUUUGAAGGAUAGUCCUUUGCUAGCUAAAUUUACAGUACAUAUUGUGUCUAUUGUUUUCAGUUUUGCAAAUUUUCUAAAUGUAAAUACACUGUAAGGAAUUCUAUUCUUUCUGUCAAUUAUAAUUGUAAUCUUGAAUUAAAACCUUUGGUCUGUUAAACUCUGUGAAGAUGUGACAAAAACCAAACCAAAACAAACAUGAAAAAAAAAACCCAACAGCAAUAAAUGGGGAAUCAUUUCCUUUGGUCUGAAUUCUGAACUUUGACAUCUGCAUUUAGCAUUGGAGCAUAUGGGUCGUCUACUCCACCUACAGAGCUGAAAACAUGACCAUAUGAAGUAGAACAUGCUAAGCAAUAAAAAGAAAACAUAAUACUUUG
Maylandia zebra (zebra mbuna) is the source of this 3401-nucleotide messenger RNA. RefSeq lists its product as uncharacterized. The record is from RefSeq and is a predicted model, not a curated record. Lineage: Eukaryota; Metazoa; Chordata; Actinopteri; Cichliformes; Cichlidae. Gene Ontology annotation, molecular function: guanyl-nucleotide exchange factor activity; protein binding.